CUCACCCAACCUCACACUGACAAUCACUUUCUGUACCUGUAAACUGAUUGGCUCACAGACACAUUCAAAGCUCUACAAUGGCAAUCCCAGCUCCACCAAUCAGCUCACUCUCUUUCCCCAAACUCAACACAGACACCCCAAAAACACACACCACACACUCACCUUACCCACUCUCUCUCCUACCCAAAUGCACCUCGCUCAAAGAACUCAAGCAAAUCCAAGCCCAUGCCAUUAAAUCCCACCUCCAAAAUGGGUUCAUCCUCAUAAAGCUCAUCAAUUUUUGCACUUUGAACCCCACAGCCUCAUUCAUGGAUCAUGCCCGCCACUUGUUCGAUCAAAUUCCCCACCCAGAUAUUUUACUCUUCAACCACAUGGCCCGUGGCUAUGCCCGAACCAGCACCCCAAUUCAGGCCGUGGCACUCUUCAGCCAAAUUCGGUGUUUCAGCCUCGUGCCUGAUGAUUAUACCUUCCCGUCUCUCCUCAAGGCGUGCGCUGCCUCUGAAGCUUUAGAGGAAGGCAAGCAAUUGCAUUGCCUUGCUAUUAAACAGAGUCAGAGCGACAACAUAUAUGUAUAUCCUACUCUUAUAAGCAUGUACACUGGGUGCAGUGACAUGGAUUCAGCUCGUCGGGUGUUUGAUAGGAUAUUGGAACCCUGUGUUGUAACUUAUAACUCGAUAAUAACUGGUUAUGCUCGGUGUAGUCAGCCGAAUGAGGCCUUGUCAUUGUUCCGAGAACUGCAAGCAAGUGAUCUCAAGCCUACUGAUGUUACAAUGCUUUCCAUUAUUUCCUCUUGCGCUUUGUUAGGAGCAUUGGACUUGGGGAAGUGGAUACAUGAUUAUGUUAGGCAAAAUGGGUUUGAUCAGUAUGUUAAGGUGAACACUGCACUCAUAGAUAUGUAUGCCAAGUGUGGGAGUUUGGAUGAUGCAGUUUCAGUUUUUGAGUGCAUGGCUUUUAGAGAUACGCCGGCAUGGUCAGCGAUGAUUAUGGCUUAUGCGAUUCACGGACAUGGCCACAAAGCCAUAUCUAUGUUUGAAGAAAUGAGAAGGGCUCGAGUUCAACCCGAUGAAAUUACAAUUUUGGGAUAUUUAUAUGCAUGCAGUCAUGCCGGGUUAGUAGAGGAAGGUUGCAGGUGUUUCUAUAGUAUGAGAAAUAUAUAUGGGAUUAUUCCUAGGAUGAAGCACUAUGGGUGUAUGGUGGAUAUGUUAGGUCGAGCAGGGCGCUUAGUUGAUGCUUAUCAUUUCAUAGAGGAACUACCAAUUAAGCCCACAGCAAUACUCUGGAGAACCUUGUUAUCGGCAUGUAGUAGCCAUGGCAAUUUAGAAUUGGGGAAUCGGGUUAUGGAGCGAAUUUUUGAACUAGAUGAUUCUCAUGGUGGGGACUAUGUGAUCUUCUCGAACAUGUGUGCAAGAGUGGGGAGAUGGGAAGAUGUGAAUUACAUCAGAAAACUGAUGAAAACUAAAGGGGUGACAAAGGUACCUGGGUGCAGCUCGGUAGAGGUGAACAAUGUAGUACAUGAAUUCUUCUCUGGUGAUGGGACGCAUAUUGAGUACAGGAAGCUUCACCAGGCAGUUGAUGAUUUGUUUGAAAAAUUGAAGUUGGGUGGAUAUGUUCCUGAUACUUUUCUAGUAUCUCAUGCGGACAUGAAAGAUGUUGAGAAAGAAGCUACUCUAAGAUAUCAUAGCGAGAAAUUGGCCAUUGCUUUUGGCCUCCUAAACACUCCUCCUGGAACAACAAUUCGUGUUGUGAAAAACAUACGAAUCUGUGGGGACUGUCACUGUGCUGCUAAGCUCAUAUCAGCCAUAUUUAAAAGACAAAUAAUUCUCAGAGAUGUACAACGGUUCCAUCAUUUCAGAGACGGGAACUGCUCUUGUGGGGAUUACUGGUAGUUGAAUUGAUUGGAAACAUAGUUA
This is a messenger RNA of Cornus florida, 1910 nucleotides long. RefSeq names its product pentatricopeptide repeat-containing protein At2g02980, chloroplastic. Gene Ontology annotation, biological process: RNA modification. The record is from RefSeq and is a predicted model, not a curated record. Bases 78 to 1886 code for a protein of 602 amino acids. The transcript has a single exon. Gene Ontology annotation, molecular function: RNA binding; protein binding; zinc ion binding. NCBI's taxonomy places the organism in Eukaryota, Viridiplantae, Streptophyta, Magnoliopsida, Cornales, Cornaceae.